CGCCCUGGUGAUCGGCAGCCGCGAGGCGAGGGCCGGGCUGCGGGCAUGGACCUGUUCGGGGACCUGCCGGAGCCCGACCCGCGCCCCACCGCCGGGAUAGAAAUACAGACACAAGGUUCUUUGCUUUUUGAUGAUCUCCCACCGUCCAGCAGUGAGGAAUCAGAGCAGAAGGGAUGUGGAAGUGCGGUGAUGAUUUUCAGCCACCCAAGCCUUGACUGGAGUCAUCUUCAAAUUUUGACAGGGAAAGAAAUACAGAAAGGAUCCUUUCUUUUUGAUGACCUUCCUCCAGCCAGCAGUGUUGACUCAGGACCUGGGGGAUCUUUGCUCUUUGAUGAUCUCCCACCUGCCAGCAGCGGGAACUCAGGUUCACAGGCAACUGAGGCAUCUCAAGCACCAAGGAGUGAUGAGAAGGGAGCAAAGAGAAAAACAUCUGAAGAAGAGAAGAAUGGAAGUGAAGAGCGUGUGGAAAAGAAAGUUUGUAAAGGCUCUGCAGGGAUAUUCAGUCUGAAAGGCUAUGUAGCGGAGCGGAAAGGUGAACGAGAGGAGAUGCAGGAUGCCCACGUCAUUCUGAACGAUAUUACAGAGGAUUGUAAGCCUCUUUCAUCUCUCAUUACCCGCGUUUCGUAUUUUGCUGUUUUUGAUGGACAUGGGGGAAUUCGAGCCUCAAAGUUUGCUGCUCAGAAUCUGCAUCAGAACCUGAUAAGGAAGUUUCCCAAGGGAGAGGUAAUCAGCGUGGAGAAAACCGUGAAGAGGUGUCUCCUGGACACUUUCAAACACACCGACGAGGAGUUCCUAAAGCAGGCCUCCAGCCAAAAGCCUGCCUGGAAAGAUGGUUCAACAGCAACCUGUGUGUUGGCUGUGGACAACAUCCUUUAUAUUGCCAAUCUUGGAGACAGCCGGGCAAUAUUGUGCCGUUACAAUGAGGAAAAUCAGAAACACGCGGCCUUGAGUCUGAGCAAAGAACAUAAUCCAACCCAGUAUGAAGAACGAAUGAGAAUACAGAAGGCUGGAGGCAAUGUCAGGGACGGCAGAGUCCUGGGUGUGCUGGAGGUCUCCCGUUCCAUUGGGGACGGACAGUACAAGCGCUGUGGCGUCACCUCCGUGCCCGAUAUCAAACGCUGCCAACUUACACACAAUGACAGGUUCAUCAUGCUGGCCUGUGAUGGUCUCUUCAAGGUCUUUACCCCAGAGGAAGCUGUGAAUUUCAUCUUGUCCUGCCUGGAGGAUGAGAAGAUCCAGACUAGAGAAGGGAAGUCGGCCACCGAUGCCCGAUACGAAGCGGCCUGUAACCGGCUCGCCAGUAAGGCCGUGCAGCGGGGCUCAGCAGAUAAUGUCACCGUAAUGGUGGUGCGGAUAGAGCAGUGAAAGGAAGCGUGUGGCGGCUGCAGCCUGGCCAGCAUGAGGUUGAUUUUAAAAUAAAAACGUUCAGUUCACGUGUGCAUAGUUAUGUGUGUUUCGAGUACCCCUUGGUUGUAAAUAAAGUUCUUUUUCUAAUCUUUUUA
Molecule: messenger RNA, 1502 nt
Organism: Tachyglossus aculeatus (Australian echidna)
Lineage: Eukaryota; Metazoa; Chordata; Mammalia; Monotremata; Tachyglossidae
Gene: ILKAP
Product: ILK associated serine/threonine phosphatase
Exons: 14
Coding region: 46-1365 (439 amino acids)
Biological process (GO): protein dephosphorylation
Molecular function (GO): protein serine/threonine phosphatase activity; cation binding
Source: RefSeq, a predicted model, not a curated record